Rubroshorea leprosula is the source of this 1525-nucleotide messenger RNA. The record is from the annotation of a GenBank genome assembly. Lineage: Eukaryota; Viridiplantae; Streptophyta; Magnoliopsida; Malvales; Dipterocarpaceae.
AUUAAAUAUGUAAAUCAAAUUCCUUGCAAUUCUUCCAAUUUGAAAUGAGAGAAAACAGAGAAGCAGAGAGGGCUUUAUUAUCCCACCGUCUCCCUCUUUCUCUGUUAAUGAAGAAAAACAAACAGAGUAAAGGAGACAUUUGCCCCUCACUCUCCUCCACUCUCCUUCCAAAUCCACCAAUCCAAACAAAGACUUAAGAUCGUAAAGAAUGCGGGGAACAAAUAAUUCCUUAAAAGUCACGUAUAAUUAGCUCGAAAUUGAUCUAAUGAACUUGUGACUGUAUUCUUUCCUCAUGUGCCUUUGGUAUUUUGUUAUUCCCUUAUUGUCAUUUGUUUAUGAGUUGGCUGUUCUGGGUCAUUUUGAAUGACGAACACUAUUGGCCUCUUUUUUUUUUCUUUUCUUUUGGUAUUCAUCGUUUGAACUUUGAAAAGGAGAGCUAAUUUGUACUUUCUUGGUUUUUUAUGACCUUAUCAGGAUAUUUGUUGGUAUUUAUAUCAGUUUCAUAAUGAGUAUAUUUAGUAGAGAUGGUUCGGAUGAAGAAUACUCUGUCAUAGGUGACAAAGGUGAGAUUGGAUUUAUUGAUUUUGAGGAGGAUAUAUCUGUGCUAAGUUAUGACCCAAGUGAAGAAGGACCGGUUACUGUAUCAGUCCCAUUUCAAUUUGUUCAUGGAAAGCCUCAGUCUAUUUUUGUUGGAGAGACUUCUAAGGGUCCAAUUACACUAGAGAACACAACAGGUGAUCCGGUGGAACUUUGGGGAGUGAAGAUAUUCUGUUCAAAUCCAGAAGAUUCAUUUACUUUAUCUCUCAGGGAACCACCCUCAGCCAAUUCAAAGGCAGAAAAUACCCAAGGCUUUGUGGAGGUAUACUCUCUUGAUGACAGAGUACUUCAGGCACACCAGACUCUGACCAUUUGGCUGUCAUGCAAACCAAAGGAGAUGGGUUUGCAUACAACUGUGGUGCAUUUUGAUGUUGGGGAUGAUAGAAUUGAACGAGUUGUCUUUUUACUGGCUGAAGACAGGGUCUCUCAGUCUCUAGCUUCCAGCAAUCCAUAUAGAAGAGCUCCAAGAAGAAGAAACCAAUUUGCUGUUGAUGAGUAUGUGGUUUCUUCCUGUCCUGCUAGGAGAGCUGCUCAAGGAUAUUAUAAGAAUAGGCUUCCCAAAUAUCCAAUCCCAAAAUAUGUUAGAGAGUUAAUUGAAGAAUAAGCAAGUCCCUGAUGUUCUUACAGAAGAUUUAGUAAGAGAGAAUUAUGCUUCCUUCUUCAGUACAUUGCUUAUAAUGGAAGAGCUACAUUUAGAGGAAGAAAUGAAGGCUUAUAACAUGGAAUGUGUCUCUAUGAGGAGAAAAGGGACACAAUUCGUGGCACUUGAGGUCCCAGGGUUAGCUGAAAGGAGGCCUUCACUUGUACAUGGUGAUUAUGUUUUUGUGAAGCUUGCCUCCAAUGAUCCUGAGAAUGUUUUUUGUUUAUCAGGUUUUUUUCCCCUCUUUCAACAAGAAACAACCAUUCCAAAUGAAGCAUUCAUGCAGUU